Messenger RNA from Dunckerocampus dactyliophorus (ringed pipefish), 609 nucleotides. RefSeq names its product NADH:ubiquinone oxidoreductase subunit S5 (gene ndufs5). The transcript has 3 exons. The record is from RefSeq and is a predicted model, not a curated record. Gene Ontology annotation, biological process: mitochondrial respiratory chain complex I assembly. NCBI's taxonomy places the organism in Eukaryota, Metazoa, Chordata, Actinopteri, Syngnathiformes, Syngnathidae. The coding region runs from base 187 to 504 and encodes 105 amino acids.
AAAAACAUUGCCAGUUUUGAACGACUCAUUGAAUACUCGACCGUCACUAUAAAACCGUAUCGCUUCACGACACGUUCUGUCUCUUUACGGCACCUUUCAGAAGAGUCGCAAAGCAGCUCGCGUGCUUCCGGUGAAAGGUUAACGCGACAUAACAGCAAAACACGCUUCGCCUCCCCCGUUGGCACAAUGCCCUUCCUGGACCUGCAGUCGCGUCUGGGCAUCAAUGUGGACCGCUGGCUGCUGCUGCAGAGCGGCGAGCAGCCCUACAAGCGGGCGGCGCGCUGCCACGCCUUCGAGAAGGAGUGGAUCGAGUGCUCCCACGGCAUCGGGCAGACCCGUGCCAAGGAGGAGUGCCAGCUGGAGUUUGAGGACUUCUACGAGUGCAUGCACCGGCAGAAGCUGCACCAGCGUCUGCACGCCAUCCGCCAGCAGCGUGACAAGAUGGUGAAGGAGGGCACGUACACGCCGCCCCCCUGCCACUCGGGCCAGGCGGGCCAGGCUUAAUGAGUGCUUUCCACUCUGUCAUGUACAGGGGAAAAAAAAGCCAUUGUCCAAUUAUUUUCUUCUUCCUCCGUGUACUAGUUUUCAAAAUAAAAGUAAUCACCUCCA